UGAGGUCCAGGGAAGUGUAUGAAGAUCCUAGGUAUCUGGUAAAGGGACCCAGUGGGCCAGUGGAUCCUUGGGUCAUACAGGAAGUGGAAACGCCCAAGAUGCUACAAGCCGGGGGGGGGGGGGGUCUUCUCAAUCGUCCUCUCUGUUUUGGGUGAGAUCUGGGGUAAGAGUUACCUUACUCAGCAAGAUUCCAGCUGUGCCGCCCGCCCAGGGCUCCUCCCAGCCAGGUGACAGCCAAGGAGGAGGCGGAGAGGCCACCACCCCAGUCCAAAGCUGCAGGCUCCUAAGCCUGGAGUUGGUAGGAGGGACGGGACAGGGUGGGGCGGGAACAUCGACUGCCUGCUGGGAGUCAAAACGAAAGCAUUCCAGCUGAAACUGGGCCCGGAGUCGGGGCUCCGAGUGGGAAAGCAUGGCUGGAGAGGAAUUCUAGCCCUUGUUCUCUCCCGGGGACACAGGGCUGAUUGGCAGCAGGGGUGGGGUGUCUGCCCCCCCUCGGGGGGGCAGGACAGGGCCUCAGGCCUGGGUGCUGUCUAGCACCUGGAAGAUGCCUAUGUCCUGGUUCCUGCUGUCCUUGGCACUGGGCCGGAGCCCUGCGGUGGUUUCUCUGGAGAGGCUCGUGGAUCCUCACGACACUGCACGCUGCUCUCUAGGUCUUUCCUGCCACCUCUGGGAUGGUGACGUGCUCUGCCUGCCUGGAAGCAUCGAGCCUGCCUCAGGUCCUGUGCUGGUGCCCACCCGCCUGCAGACGGAGCUGGUGCUGAGGUGUCCACAGGAGACCGACUGCGCCCUCUGCGUCCGCGUGGUUGUGCACUUGGCUGUCCAUGGGGACUGGGAAGAGCCUGAAGAAAAGUCUGACUGGGAACUCCAGGAGCCUAGAAACGCGUCUCUCCUGGCCCAGGUGGUGCUCUCCUUCCAGGCCUACCCCACAUAUACCCGCUGUGCGCUGCUGGAGGUACAGGUGCCUGCCGCCCUGGUGCUGCCUGGCCAGUCUGUGGGCUCUGCAGUGUUUGACUGUUUCGAGGCUGGUCUUGGGGCUGAGGUGCGAAUCUGGUCCUACACACAGCCCAGGUACCAGAAAGAACUCAACGUCACACAGCAGCUGCCUGACUGCAGGGGUCUUGAAGUCCGGGACAGCAUCCAGAGCUGCUGGGCCCUGCCCUGGCUCAAUGUGUCUGCAGAUGGUGACAAUGUUCGCUUGGUACUGGACGUCUCUGAGGAGCAGGACUUUGGCUUCUUACUGUACUGGGAUCAGGUUCAGGGUCCUCUCAAAUCCUGGAAGCAAAAAAACCUGACUGGACCACAGACUAUUCCUUUAAACCACACAGACUUGGUUCCCUGCCUCUGCAUUCAGGUGUGGCCCCUGGAGCCAGAUUCUGUUAGGACCAGCUUCUGCCCCUUCCGGGAAGAUCCCCGAGCACACCGGAACCUUUGGCACAUAGCCAGGCUGCGGCUGCUGUCCUCAGGGAGAUGGCAGCUAGAUGCACCAUGCUCUCUGCGGGCCAAGAUGGCACUGUGCUGGCAGGCACCAGACCAGGGUCCCUGCCAGCCACUUGUGCCACCGAUGCUCCAGGAGAAUGUCACUGUGAAUAAGCCUCAUGAAUUCCCGUUGCUGAGAAGCCACCCCAACCUCUGUGUCCAGGUGAGCAGCUGGGAGAAGGUCCAGCUCCAAGAGUGCUUGUGGGCUGACUCCUUAGGGCCCUUCAAGGAUGAUAUGCUGUUAGUGGAGAUGAGAACUGGCCCAAACAACACAUCAGUCUGUGCCUUGGAACCCAGUGGCUGUACAGCACUGCCCAGCAAUGCCUCCACGAGAGCCGCUCACCUGGGAGAGCAGUUGCUGCAUGACUUCCGGACACAGCAGUGUGUGCAGCUGUGGAAUGAUGAUGACCUGGGAGCGCUAUGGGCCUGCCCCAUGGACAAGUACAUCCAUAAGCGCUGGGUCCUGGUGUGGCUGGUCUGCCUACUCUUGGUCGCUGCGCUUUUCUUCCUUCUCCUUCUAAAAAAGGACCGCGUGAAAGCGGCCCCCAGGGCGCGCACAGCCUUGCUCCUUCACUCCGCCGACGGAGCGGGCUACGAGCGUCUGGUGGGCGCGCUGGCGUCAGCGUUGAGCAAGCUGCCGCUGCGCGUGGCCGUGGACCUGUGGAGCCGCCGCGAGCUGAGCGCGCACGGGGCCCUGGCCUGGUUCCACGGGCAGCGGCACCGGACCUUGCAGGAGGACGGCGUAGUGGUCCUGCUCUUCUCGCCCGCGGCGGCGGCGCAGUGCCAGCAGUGGCUCCAACAUCAGACGGUGGAGCCAGGGCCGCACGACGCCCUCGCCUCCUGGCUCAGCUGCGUGCUGCCCGAUUUCUUGCAAGGCCGGGUGGCCGGCCGCUACGUCGGGGUCUACUUCGACGGGCUGCUGCACCCCGACGCCGUGCCCGCCCCGUUCCGCGCUGCGCCGCUCUUCUCCCUGCCCUCGCAGCUGCCUGGCUUCCUGGAUGUCCUGCAGGGAGGCUGCGCCCCGCGCCCUGGGCGGCUCGCGGACAGGGCGGAGCAAGUGGCCCAGGCCCUGCGGGCCGCCCUGGACAGCUGCACCUCGCAUUCGGGAGCCCCGGGCUGCGGCGAAGCAUGGGACCCGGGACCCUACCCUGCACUCGAAUAAAGACCGACGCAGUUAGCCUAACCGAGUAGCCCUCGCGUGUAUGUCGUACUUAUCAGCUAGCAGAGCCUUUAACCCCGCGGCCCUUUAAAGCCGGGACAGGUGCAGCCCGGCGCCGCUUCUGGUUGGUUGGCAUGGGGGUGACGCAAUGGCACAUGGCCGUCCCUCAUUGGCUGUGAGAAGGCCCCGCCCUUCUGACUGCGGCGUUGGAGAAGGUGGUACUUUACCGAGGCAGUGGCGUUUAGCAGACUCGGCCCACAACUCCCGGGGCGGGGGCGGGGACUUCUUUUUUCUCCUUGUAGUCUAGCCGGGUCUGGAUCCUUCCCGGCCUGUUGCAGGCCGUGUCUCCGUCUUCCAAAGAGGCUCUGAAUUUGACCCCUUCUCUUCAUAUCCGGAUCCGGGCUCCUCCCCCAGGACCGCCCAUCCGGCUUUCUCUCGAAAUAUUUGGGAUCUGACCCUUUCUAAUUCUGGCCCCUAAUAACUCACUGAGACCCUAAAACCAUGGGCUGACGCCUAGCCUUUUGCCAACGAUCCCGGCCACCUGCCCCUACGCCUGGCUUCUCCAGUGAACCCUCCCCUUGACGUGUAUCUGCACGUUCC
Molecule: messenger RNA, 3235 nt
Organism: Peromyscus eremicus (cactus mouse)
Lineage: Eukaryota; Metazoa; Chordata; Mammalia; Rodentia; Cricetidae
Gene: Il17rc
Product: interleukin 17 receptor C
Exons: 19
Coding region: 545-2638 (697 amino acids)
Molecular function (GO): interleukin-17 receptor activity
Source: RefSeq, a predicted model, not a curated record